Messenger RNA from Leopardus geoffroyi (Geoffroy's cat), 2998 nucleotides. It is a transcript of the gene ABCF3, whose product is annotated as ATP binding cassette subfamily F member 3. NCBI's taxonomy places the organism in Eukaryota, Metazoa, Chordata, Mammalia, Carnivora, Felidae. The record is from RefSeq and is a predicted model, not a curated record. Gene Ontology annotation, molecular function: ATP hydrolysis activity; ATP binding. Bases 111 to 2240 code for a protein of 709 amino acids. The transcript is spliced from 21 exons.
ACUACUAGGCAUGCGCUUUGGGAGGAGGGGUGAGCUUUUGGGAGACCGGCCGGAGGCGGGUCUUGGCUGAGGUCUAACGGCGCCUGCGCGGACGGGAGCCCUACUGGAACAUGGCGACUUGCGCUGAAAUCCUGCGGAGCGAGUUCCCUGAAAUUGACGGACAGGUCUUCGACUACGUGACGGGCGUCUUGCACAGCGGCAGCGCGGACUUCGAGUCUGUGGAUGACCUGGUGGAAGCAGUGGGGGAACUGUUGCAGGAGGUGUCCGGGGACAGCAAGGAUGACGCGGGCAUCAGGGCUGUGUGCCAGCGCAUGUACAACACUCUGCGCCUGGCUGAGCCACAGACCCAGGGAAACAGCCAGGUGCUACUAGACGCCCCCAUCCAGUUGUCAAAGAUAACAGAAAACUACGACUGUGGCACCAAACUUCCAGGACUGCUAAAGAGGGAACAGUCCUCGACAGUGAAUGCAAAGAAGCUAGAGAAGGCUGAGGCUCGACUGAAGGCAAAGCAGGAGAAGCGCUCAGAGAAGGACACACUCAAGACCAGCAGCCCUCUAGUCUUGGAGGAGGCAUCAGCCAGCCAGGCAGGCAGCAGAAAGGAAAGUCGGUUGGAAUCAUCUGGCAAGAACAAAUCCUAUGAUGUUCGAAUUGAGAACUUUGAUGUGUCUUUUGGCGAUAGGGUACUGUUGGCUGGAGCAGAUGUGAACCUGGCAUGGGGCCGCCGCUAUGGACUGGUGGGCCGAAAUGGGCUGGGGAAGACAACACUCCUGAAGAUGUUGGCCACUCGGAGCCUGCGGGUUCCAGCCCACAUUUCCCUGCUGCAUGUGGAGCAGGAGGUUGCUGGAGAUGACACCCCUGCCCUUCAGAGUGUGCUAGAGAGUGACACCGUGAGAGAGGACCUUCUGCGGAGGGAGCGGGAGCUCAGCGCCCAGAUUGCCACUGGCAGGGCUGAGGGCUCAGAAGCUGCACAGUUGGCAGAAAUAUAUGCCAAACUGGAGGAGAUUGAGGCCGACAAGGCACCUGCCAGGGCAUCAGUCAUUCUUGCUGGGCUUGGCUUUACCCCUAAAAUGCAGCAGCAGCCCACCCGGGAGUUCUCAGGUGGUUGGAGGAUGAGACUGGCCCUGGCCCGGGCCCUGUUUGCUAGGCCAGAUCUUCUGCUGUUGGAUGAACCCACAAACAUGCUGGAUGUAAGGGCCAUCCUGUGGCUGGAGAAUUACCUGCAAACAUGGCCCUCUACAAUCCUGGUUGUCUCCCAUGACCGCAACUUCCUGAAUGCCAUAGCCACAGACAUCAUCCACCUGCAUAGCCAGCGGCUAGAUGGCUACCGGGGAGACUUUGAGACCUUCAUCAAGAGCAAGCAAGAGCGGCUGCUCAACCAGCAGCGUGAAUAUGAGGCACAACAGCAGUAUCGCCAGCAUAUCCAGGUUUUCAUUGACCGAUUUCGCUACAACGCCAACAGAGCUUCUCAAGUGCAGAGUAAACUCAAGAUGCUGGAGAAGCUACCGGAGCUGAAACCUGUGGACAAGGAGUUGGAGGUGGUGAUGAAGUUCCCUGAUGGGUUUGAGAAGUUCUCACCACCAGUUCUGCAACUAGAUGAGGUGGAUUUCUACUAUGAUCCUAAGCAUGUCGUCUUCAGCCGUCUAUCCGUCUCUGCUGAUCUCGAGUCCCGCAUUUGUGUGGUUGGGGAGAAUGGUGCUGGUAAGUCUACCAUGCUGAAGCUGCUUAUGGGGGACCUGGCCCCUGUCCGGGGCAUCAGACAUGCUCACAGGAAUCUGAAGAUUGGCUACUUCAGCCAGCACCACGUGGAGCAGCUGGACCUGAAUGUCAGUGCCGUGGAACUGCUGGCACGCAAGUUUCCCGGGCGGCCUGAGGAGGAGUAUCGUCACCAGCUGGGCCGGUAUGGCAUCUCUGGAGAACUGGCCGUGCGCCCUGUUGCCAGCUUGUCUGGGGGCCAGAAGAGUCGGGUAGCCUUUGCUCAGAUGACCAUGCCCUGCCCCAACUUCUACAUUCUGGAUGAACCCACAAACCACCUGGAUAUGGAGACGAUUGAGGCUCUGGGCCGUGCUCUUAACAGUUUCAGGGGCGGUGUGAUAUUGGUAUCCCACGAUGAGCGCUUCAUCCGGUUGGUGUGCCGGGAGUUGUGGGUGUGCGAAGGCGGCGGCGUCACCCGGGUCGAGGGGGGGUUUGACCAGUACCGCGCCCUUCUCCAGGAACAGUUCCGCCGUGAGGGCUUCCUUUAGGGUCACCAGGCCGAGGACUGUGCCCAGGACAUGGACUGGUCUCUCAGACCCCUGGGCCGCGAUAUAGGCAACCAUCUCCAGGCCACGGACUUCCCCCAACUUUGGGGACAGCCUUAUUUCCAAAUCUCCUUUUAACUGGAGCAUCCUCUGCAUAACCCAGGGAGCCCCAUCUAAGUGUCUGUGAGGACUGGUCUUCAAGGGAAGGGGUGGGGGUGCCCUCUGGUUAUAGAUCCCCCCAACUGCCCCAGCUCUGACUGGGCCCCAAGUGGCUGCUGUGUAAAUUAAAUGUCCCCCUGCAUCUCCCUGGCUUCAUCUCUGCUGCUCAUUGGCAGGGCUGCAGCACUUGCCCAGUGUUAAGGGGCGUGGGCUCUGAGGUUUGGGCUUUUCCUGUAACACUUAUAUCAGUCACAUGGCCAGGUCCAUGGCAGCACCAGUCUUGCUCUGGAAGGAGGUGUCAUUAAAGCCACUGGGCUCAGAGAUCACCUGCCUUACUUUGGGUGGCCUGAGCUGGUGGAAUGAAGGGCAAUGUAUUACAUCACUGGGGUAUACUAUUCCCUAUAGCCUGGGCUCAGCUGCAGCAGAAGGGGGCUUGGUUUGUGCUGCCUCAGUCCCACUGCUUGGAGGAGUGAACUGAUUCUGUAACCUGGCCUCCAGCAUGGUUUGUCAACUGCUUACGCCUGUGGUCUCUGACAGGCUCACCUUGCUUCUCUGAUCCUCGCCUGGACCUGAAGAGAAACCGAGAAACUAUCUUUGUCCCA